Messenger RNA from Prorocentrum cordatum, 1409 nucleotides. NCBI's taxonomy places the organism in Eukaryota, Dinophyceae, Prorocentrales, Prorocentraceae. The record is from the annotation of a GenBank genome assembly.
CAACACUGCCCCCACCCCACCCCUCCGCAGCCAUUUUGGCUCAAGCCGCUGAGCAUUCGCCCCCGAGCUUCGCGCCACGUGCCCCCUGCCGCGCGCCUGCUGGCCCAUCGCCAUGUGCGUGGACUCGCCCGUCACGCGGCUGCCGACGCCCCCCCACGGGCGCGCCCAGCCGAGCGGGCCCGACGGGUGGGCCCCCGCCCGCGGCACGGGAGCGACGGAGGCCGACCAGGGAGCGGGAGCGCACGACCUCGACGCGAGGUGGCCCAUUGACGACCCCGACGACCCCGACGAGGGGGCCCUGACGAGGCGCUUUGGCGCGGCCUCGGGGCCCGGCGGCGCAGGGCCCGGGCAGAGCGAGCGGCCCCUGGCCGAGCCCGGCAUCCUCCGGCGGCGCGGCGGCAGGCUGCUGGGGCUGGCGGCGAUGGUCGACGUCGCGGCCUCGGCGCCAGAGCCGCUCGGGUCCCCUACCAGCUUCGCGUUGCGAUACCCCUCGAGUUCCGUGCUACCCCGCCUUGCGCCCGACAGUCCCGAGGCCGCGCCCGCGGCGGCCGCGCGCGGCGCCGCCGGGCGCGGGGCCGCCCGGGCGCCGCCAUCGCAGCAGCUGCCGGCGCUCGUCGCCCCCGCGGCGGCCGAGGAGGGCCUGGGCGCGUGCGCCGACAGGCGGGCGCUGCUCGGGGUGAGGAGCGGUGUUGACAUGGGCGCCACGGGAGACGUUCGAGAUGGCCAGCCGAGGCACGUCAGUUUCUCGACGUCGCCCCUGGACGGCGUCUACGACGUGACGCCAUACGCCAGAAAGUACGGCGUCCACCCGAGUUUCUUCGACUUCGACCGAAAAGGUGAGAUGAAGCUCACCGAGGAGGGCGUCCUGGAGGACCUGAGGCGGACGGGGGAGUGCCGCCAGCGUCUGAAGCUGAGCGGGGAGGCGAUGCUGUGAGGAAUCAUUGCGCCGCUUGCGUCGACGACGACGACGACGACGACAACGACGGCGACGACGACGACGACGGCGCUUUCGGCACAAUUUGUGGAAUUGCAUCGAUGUGCCACCUCCUCGCCCCUCGUGGUCGCUCGCAUCUUCCCCAGGCCUCUGCUACAGAGGGGGCCCAUGCCAAGAGACACCCUGCUUGCCUCCAUCAGGGCUGGGUUGCUUGUGGAAGGUUUCUUGUGGUCGGGCCCCCACUGUGCAUCACAUUUUGUUGCUCGCGAGCGCGGCCAGUCGGGGUAAAACGCCGCUGGUGGGGCGGAGCCACGCCUGAAAUGCUGCACAAGCCCAACUACAUUGCUAGCUGCCAGAAGCUCCAAUACCGGAUAAUUCGUCACCCAGAUUGUACGUCUCAGGUGUUUGUUCGCUUCGGUGUGCACCAUAGACGCGUUAACGGUGUGUUAGCUAUCGGCGAUGUAUGAGCUCGGCG